AUGCGCGGUCGAAGCGUUUCUCCCAUAAUUGGCGUCGGCAUAAUCAAAGAUUGGAUGCGAGUUUGCGAACAGGGCCACAGUCGUUGCAAAGUCUUGGCUCCACUGUCCUCGAGAGAGAGCAAAUUUCGUCUUAUUGACGUUGAAGAGCAAAGGAUUGUUGAUUCCACACUUUCAGAGAGGUAUAUCGCUUUGUCUUACGUAUGGGGACCCAGUACGCUUGCAGUCCUCACAAAAGAUACCCUUUCUCAAUAUUCUUUGAAGGGGGGGCUACAAGCCAUACAGCUACCGCAAACUAUAGCUGACUGUAUGCAACUUGUGAAGAGUCUUGGCGAGCGAUAUCUGUGGGUGGAUUCCCUUUGCAUUAUACAGGACGACGAUGACGACAAGCUGGAGCAACUCCGCACCAUGGAUACUGUAUACCGCAGUGCAACUUUGGUUGUAGUUGCAGCUGCUGGCAACGACGCUCACGCUGGCCUUUGUGGAGUUGGCCAUCUCAAGCGUCGCGAAUGGCAAAGAAGAGAGACAUUGUGUGGCCUUUCAUAUAUUACAGCUCAGCCACCGCUUCGUGAGAUCCUCAAGGGAACCACGUGGAGUUUGCGAGGCUGGACAUUCCAAGAAGCAAUGCUCGCGCGACGAAUUCUGUUUUUAACAAACCAUCAGAUGUACUGGAGCUGUAAAAACAACAAUUGGCGUGAAGACAUGACUUGGGACAUCUCCGGCGACAUGUGUCUACAUUCUUCGUCUGACUCGUUCUGGGAGGCGCACAUAUCGCAGUGCCGUACAGCGAGAUACUGCCAAGAUGUCGUGGCCUUUACGAAGAGAAAGAUUAGGGAGCAAAGCGAUGUUAUCUGGGCAUUCAUGGGCAUCCUUAAAUUGCACUCAUCUCGGUUUCCGGAAGGCUUCAUCUGGGGUCAUCCACUGGAGAGACUGGAUGCGACGCUACUUUGGGAUGGAUGCCCUGGUAAUCACCAGCGAACUGCCCAAUAUCCUCUCAGCUUCAACGAUAAAGUGCAGUUUGUGGAGUAUCCCUCCUGGUCGUGGCUUUCCACAGAUGCUCCAGUCGGAUUUGAGAGUGAAUGCGGAGAUUGUAUAAUCUCAGCAGUAAGCUGGCAUAAACCACUCCUCUUUGAAGAUUCCACAGAUACUACUACCGGCACUUGCACGCUCGAUGGCCAUACGAAGAAAUUUUUCUCAGGUUCAAGAGGCGAUGUCACCAAAUACGGGCUACUGCAGUGUACAGCUGAGACGGUAGAGCUUUCUGUUGUUCGAAAGCCCUCAAAAGCGAAACAGGAUGACCGAGGUUCAAAUCUCCUAGAGAAACAUUUGGCCAGUGACAGCAAGUCGUCUUAUCCUCUUUUAGGCAGUGAUCGAGUCGAGGCCACAGUAUAUCUACCAUCUGGAGAGAGUGCCGGCAGUGUCUUUGUUUACAAAGACUUCUUUGAAGGCAAUGAUCAACGACUGGGGCAAUUCAUAUUGCUAUCAGCCAAUGCCAAGGAAGAGGCAGAUGAGAUUUGCGUUGAAAUCCACGGUGGGCGGGACUGUGGUAAUAUAUCACAUGGGCAUGCCUGCAAGCAUAUUCAAAGCUACAACAUCAUGUUGAUUGAGCGGCGUGGAGACAUCACUUAUAGAUUGGCACUUCAUAAAGUAGAAAGUGAACCAUGGCGGAAGGUGAAGACGCGCAAAGAGCACUUCAUUCUAGGAUAA
This is a messenger RNA of Trichoderma atroviride IMI 206040, 1704 nucleotides long. RefSeq lists its product as uncharacterized. The record is from RefSeq and is a predicted model, not a curated record. Lineage: Eukaryota; Fungi; Ascomycota; Sordariomycetes; Hypocreales; Hypocreaceae.